Molecule: messenger RNA, 228 nt
Organism: Miscanthus lutarioriparius
Lineage: Eukaryota; Viridiplantae; Streptophyta; Magnoliopsida; Poales; Poaceae
Source: the annotation of a GenBank genome assembly
AUGCGGCAGCAGCGGGGCGGGGUCGGGGCCGGGAGGAGAGGGGACGACCCGGGGCUCCUCACGAGGGCCGUUGACAGGGUGUUCCGCUUCGUCCGCCUCGCCGAGUUCGAGAUCUUCUUCGUCCUCUUCUUCCUCAUCGCCUUCUUCCUCUUCAAGGACCUCAUGUCACGGCCUGAAUACAAUCAGUUAUUUGUCAAGAAGCCUGAUCUAGAUGACCCUUGGCCUUAG